CCAUGUAUCUGCAGGAAGGAGAUGACAGAAAUGGUCUUCCGCAGAAUCCAGUGGAUCUCUUUGGUACCAAUAAACUGGUGAAAAUAUGUGCACCAAUGGUUCGAUAUUCCAAACUGGCUUUCAGGACCCUGGUAAGAAAGUAUGGCUGCGAUUUAUGUUAUACACCUAUGAUAGUUGCUGCUGAUUUUGUCAAGUCUGCCAAAGCAAGACACAGUGAAUUCACCACAAACCAAGGAGACCAUCCUCUUGUUGUACAGUUUGCUGCUAAAGAUGCAAAGGUUUUAGCCGAUGCAGCCCAUCUUGUCUGUCCUUUUGCUGGUGGCAUUGAUCUAAAUUGUGGGUGUCCUCAGAGGUGGGCAAUGUCUGAAGGCUAUGGGGCUUGCUUAAUAAACAAGCCUGAUUUAGUCAGCGAUAUGGUUAGACAAGUACGAAACAGAGUCGAGAAUCCAAACUUUUCAGUGUCAAUCAAAAUAAGGGUUCAUGCAGACAUUACCAAAACAGUAGACCUUUGUCAAAAGGCGGAGGCUGCGGGUGUGUCUUGGAUUUCAAUACAUGGGAGACUUCCGGAAGAAAGACAUCAGCCUGUGCAUUAUGAUGGGAUAAAAAUUAUUAAAGACAGCUUGUCUAUACCUGUUGUAGCCAAUGGAGAUAUUAAAAGUUUAGAAGAAGCAGAGAAAGUUCAUCAUAUUACAGGAGCAGACGGUGUUAUGGCAGCCAGAGGCCUCCUGGCUAACCCAGCCAUGUUUGCAGGCUACGAGGAGACUCCACUAACAUGUAUUGCGGACUGGGUUGAUAUAGCUCUGGAACAUGGAACGCCUUUCACAUGUUUUCAUCAUCAUCUCAUGUAUAUGAUGGAAAGAAUAACUUCAAAACAAGAGAAGAGAGUUUUCAAUGUUAUUUCUAGUACAUCAGCAGUUUUAGAUUAUUUAAAAGGCAUGUAUGGGGUAUGAUAAUC
Nanorana parkeri is the source of this 955-nucleotide messenger RNA. RefSeq names its product dihydrouridine synthase 4 like (gene DUS4L). The transcript has 6 exons. Lineage: Eukaryota; Metazoa; Chordata; Amphibia; Anura; Dicroglossidae. The record is from RefSeq and is a predicted model, not a curated record. Bases 3 to 950 code for a protein of 315 amino acids. Gene Ontology annotation, biological process: tRNA processing. Gene Ontology annotation, molecular function: tRNA dihydrouridine synthase activity; flavin adenine dinucleotide binding.